UAUGCCCCAUGGAUGUGGCGUUUAUCAUGGACUCUUCUGGAAGCAUAAAGCGAGCGGAAUUCUACGAGGAAAGACUCCUCGUCAAGAAGCUGGUGGUGCAGGUGACAGCAACUGGUAACCGGGAAGCUCUGAUUUUGUUCGGUUCAUCAGCGAGUGUCAAAGCUCAACUUGGACAGUACGAUACCGCUGAAAAGUACAUAGAAGUUGUACAAAAACUACGAAAGAAAAACGGAAGAACUCGAAUCGACAGGGCUCUAAAUGUGGCUGUCGAUGAGGUGUUCUCUUCUGCGAGACCCUAUGCAUAUAAGAUUGUCAUCGUUCUAAGUGAUGGCGUACAAUCCAAAGGAGCUAAAAGCUUGAGGGAGAGUUCCAGACCCCUUCGACAGGCAAACGUUCGUGUAUUAGCGGUGGGGAUUGGAACUGGUAUGGCGAAAAAUAGAUUGAGGCUAAUGACAGGAAGUGAUGACGAUGUUGUGGAUGUGAAAGAUAUUGAGGGACAUCUGCAGUAUAUAAUCACCAAUAUUUAUCGAAAUCCUUGCGGCGCCGUGCAAGCUGCAAACAACUUUCCGAGCAGCACUCCUGUAACCAAAGAAUGUGUGGACCAUCCUCUCUACACAAGCUUUUGUGAAAGGAAAGCAACAGAGCACAUGUGUUGGGCACAUGCAGAUUUUAUGGACAUUUAUUGUCCUAAGUCAUGUGAACGCUGCG
Pocillopora damicornis (cauliflower coral) is the source of this 708-nucleotide messenger RNA. Its product is annotated as matrilin-1. The record is from RefSeq and is a predicted model, not a curated record. Lineage: Eukaryota; Metazoa; Cnidaria; Anthozoa; Scleractinia; Pocilloporidae.